Molecule: messenger RNA, 1704 nt
Organism: Kluyveromyces lactis
Lineage: Eukaryota; Fungi; Ascomycota; Saccharomycetes; Saccharomycetales; Saccharomycetaceae
Gene: CUP2
Product: Cup2p
Exons: 1
Coding region: 1-1704 (567 amino acids)
Biological process (GO): positive regulation of transcription by RNA polymerase II; intracellular iron ion homeostasis; intracellular copper ion homeostasis
Cellular component (GO): nucleus
Molecular function (GO): RNA polymerase II cis-regulatory region sequence-specific DNA binding; copper ion binding; DNA-binding transcription factor activity, RNA polymerase II-specific
Source: RefSeq, a predicted model, not a curated record
AUGGUUCUUAUCAACGGUGUGAAAUAUGCCUGUGAAAGGUGUAUUAGAGGACACAGAGUGACUACAUGUAACCAUACAGAUCAGCCGUUGACUAUGAUUAAACCGAAAGGUAGGCCGUCAACGACUUGUGCUCAUUGUAAAGAACUACGGAAGAACAGGAAUGCGAAUCCAUCGGGCCAAUGCACUUGUGGGCGACAAGAGAAGAAACGGAUCGCACAGAAGGCAAGAGAAGAAUCGGGAUGUGUUUGUAAGAAUGAUCCGGAUCACUGCCCGUGUCAUAAGAAGCGUGCGCCAAGAAGGAAAAAACAAUCACAUCAAGGCAAUUCCGCUGUAGGACUGGAUAUCAAUGGUAAAAUAUCAAAACAUACUAAUAGCGGAUAUUCACACCAAUCUCUACAUUCUCUGGAUUCGUCACAUUCUGUCGAUCAGGAUUUAUCGAACUUCCUGGCGUCUCCGAUCUCUAUGAAUACAAGCUUUUCCACUGGCUGGGAUAAUGCGUCGCUGUCAAGUUCUAAUCGGUCUCCACCUGGUAACGGACCGGAUAGUAAAAAUACAAUCGGAUUAGAACCUCUAAGUACCAUGAAACCUAUCACACCCAAGACGAGGACUAAAGUCGGUGAAGUUUUCAUUCCGCUUACGGAAUACGUCCCAACGAAUAUUGCUUCUUCAGAGGACCAAGCCGAUCACAUCAAUCCACUUCUCAUGGGAGAGCACGUAUCUAUCUACAAUGACGUCUCUGCAGAUGCCCCAAAUGUGACGUAUUUCGCGGAUACUUCGAAAUCUUUGAGUUAUAAUCAGUUGAAAGAGCAACGGAAGGCUCUUAGCGAACAACAUUUGCGUAACAAUGUAGAUAACAUUUCAAAGAGUGGAUCAACCCAACGCGUUCCACUCUCAGUCGCUGGCCGUUCAUCUUCUUUUGUGUCAAAUAUAUCUUCUCAUGACUCCGUGGCAUCAUCAAACAAUGAUUUCAUUAGUUCAUUAAACAGUUCGGAUUCUCUGUCUUCUAUGCUUCAUAGUGGUAACGCUCAUCACUACCAGGAUAUGCUUCAUCAUUCUAAUAAUGGACGCGGAUAUCUUAACCCUGUUCAAGUGGACCAAUCUCAAAAUGUAUAUGGCUUUGAUACGGACAGCGUACGAAGCGUCGAAGUUCUAUCUAUAACUCCUAGCUUUAUGGAUAUUCCGGAAUCAAAGCCACCGAGUAUCGGUUCAAACUCAUCUACAAAUCCAUUUAUAAGUUGGAAGAGCGUCAAUUCUAGAAGGGAACGUUCCGUUAGUAUACACAAAAAUCAUCGUUAUGACAAUGAGAAUAAAAGGAAGAGACAUCCGAAAAAUGUACCCAACACUUCUACGCCACAAAUCAAGUCUAUGGUUUCACCAGCAGAAACUAACAGCACAGCACUUCCGGCAUCUGGUAAUCAUUUCAACUCACCAGCGGAUUCCACCAAUACAGUUCUAAGUGCUAAUACACAGUACGGAGAUCCAUCCGUAUUCAGCAUCGAGAAGGUCGGAGUAGCGCCAUCCUUUGUAGAACCGUCAUUCACCACUGACUUCAACCAGGCACUGAAACAAUCAAAUAUGGUGAACCAAAACAUCAUCGAUAACAACUCUCUGUUCAGUGGCACUAGUGAAGGUAAUAACCCCUCUCCUAACGACCUGUUCCCCGUUGAAUUCGCAGACAUUGAUGAUUUGAUGACACACUUAUAA